Molecule: messenger RNA, 477 nt
Organism: Sorex fumeus (smoky shrew)
Lineage: Eukaryota; Metazoa; Chordata; Mammalia; Eulipotyphla; Soricidae
Product: transmembrane protein 14A-like
Exons: 2
Coding region: 1-462 (153 amino acids)
Biological process (GO): regulation of heme biosynthetic process
Cellular component (GO): mitochondrial membrane
Source: RefSeq, a predicted model, not a curated record
AUGACUGGCUAUGGCUUGGAGAACACUAAGCAUCAGUGGGAUGCCAAAUCGGAAGGCGCCUGUGUGGGGCCCCAUCUCCGGGCAUCAGCGACCGCAUUUGCUUGUAACUGGCCCCUGCUUUUUCGCCUGACCGCCUGGAGCUGCAGAGUUGCAUCAGGGCCAGUGGACGUUAUUGGUUUCGGGUAUGCAGAUCUUUUGACGUUUAGAAGCAUCUUGGGAUAUAAACGAAAAGGGGGUGUUCCGUCUCUGAUUGCUGGCCUUGGCGUGGGGUUUCUAGCCGGCUAUGGAGCUUACCGUGUCUCCAACGACAGGCGAGACAUCAAACUGUCACUGUUUACAGCUUUCUUCCUCACCACCAUCAUGGGUGUGAGGUUUAAGAGAUCCAAGAAAAUAAUGCCAGCUGGACUGGUUGCAGGUUUAAGCCUCAUGAUGAUUCAGAGACUUGUCUUACUGCUGGUCUGAGAUGCCGAGAGGAAU